Canariomyces notabilis is the source of this 1281-nucleotide messenger RNA. RefSeq lists its product as uncharacterized. The transcript has a single exon. NCBI's taxonomy places the organism in Eukaryota, Fungi, Ascomycota, Sordariomycetes, Sordariales, Chaetomiaceae. The record is from RefSeq and is a predicted model, not a curated record. Bases 1 to 1281 code for a protein of 426 amino acids.
AUGGGUGCCUCCAUGUCCACUUUGGUCGGCUGGGCCGUGGUCAUUGGAUGCGCUUACAUCUUCGUUGUCGGGCUGCCGGGUAAAAAAAGUGGGCGCGACGCUAUACGUGCUGCUUCUCAACGGCACCGACUGGAGGAUAGGCAGGCCAGUCACAGCCGCAAGGAGCCAAAGGAGAAGGCCAAACGCCAAAGGGGGGAGGCAUAUAACAAGGACGUCGAGGAGGCCACCAAGACAGCACAACCAAAGGCUCGAGCACCUAAGCCGCAGACGCCCACCCAAUCAGUCGACUACAGCUCCGACGAGGGCGUCGAUAACCGCGAGUUCGCUCGGCAAUUGGCCAGCGUCAAGCAGGGCACCAGCCUCAAUGCGUCCAAGAAGAGCGACGACAAGCGCCAGAAGUCGGUAAAGCAGUCGCGCGCUCAGGUCAUCGAUGAUGCGGCCGACGAGGUCAAGUUCUCUGCGCCAUCCUCUACCGCGGGCGUUGAUGCCGAUGACGACGAGUCAUCAACCCCCUCCCCCGAGUUCAAGGCCGUCGAUGCCGGCGACGUCAGCGACAUGCUAGAGCCGAAGGCCGCGGGCCCCUCGGUCCUUCGCCUUACCGACACGGACAAGGCCAAACCGAAGAAGGAGAAGAAGGCCAAGACACCCGAGAAGGUUGAGACCAAGAAGCAGCGUCAAAACCGCCAGAAGGCCGAGGCUGCCAAGGCUCUCCGGGAGGAGGCCGAGAAACAGAGAAAGAUUGAUAUGGAGGCUCAGCGAAGACAGGCCCGUAUUGCCGAGGGCCGGCCCGCCAAGGACGGCUCCACCUUCGUGGCCGCCCAGGCACCGCCGUCUGUUUGGACGGGCAAUGGCGGCAAGGCCAGCUCGGAGAGCAGCGCCACAUAUGGCGAGUACGUUCCCGUGCAGCCGCUAGAUACGUUUGACACCAGCAGUUACACCGAUGUGUCUGCCCCAAAGAGCGCCACUACCGCAAGGAAUAACACCGAGAGUUGGAUGGCCUCCCUGCCAUCAGAGGAGGAGCAGAUGGAGAUGCUUCGGGGUGAGGAGGCUUGGAGCACAGUUACGACCAAGAAGUCGGGCAAGAAGAAGAAGGAACCCGUGGCCGAGAGCCCGGUCGACUCGGAGCCCACUGUCGUUCAACCGCAAACAGUCGCACCACCCCGGCCGGCUAAUGGCAACACCGGCAAGUCGGCCAAGCCCUCCUUCACUCAGAAGUCGUCCUUUGCAGCUCUGAGCAACGAGGAGCCCGAACCCGAGGCCGAGACAGAGUGGGAUGUCUAG